This is a messenger RNA of Bursaphelenchus xylophilus (pine wood nematode), 1244 nucleotides long. The record is from the annotation of a GenBank genome assembly. Lineage: Eukaryota; Metazoa; Nematoda; Chromadorea; Rhabditida; Aphelenchoididae.
AUGAAUUCACGUCCAAUGCUCGUUUCCGCGGGCAUGGAUGCUACUAUAAGGUUCUGGGAUGUUGUCACAAGGAAGCCUUUAGAGGUAUUGACCCAUAAGGAAUCGCAAGUGAACUGCUUGGCGAUUUCUCCGGAUUCUACACAAUUGGCUGCAGCUGGCUGGGAAAAGGUGCGGAUAUAUGACACAUGCAGCCCGACCACUCAGAAUAUGCAUACAUUCCAAGUUCAUGAGAAGAAUGUUACCACUUUGGGCUUUCAGGCUGAGGGAUAUUGGAUGUUUACGGGCGGUGAAGACGGCAUGGCCAAGAUUUGGGACAUGAGAGCUAAUCAUUUAACUUGUCAGAGGAUAUUCCAGGUAUUUUUUUUCCUUUUCCGAUUUUAGGUAAUAUUUUUUGAAAUGAGUCAUUAACUUCGUUCUGAAUAGCCUGGGAUAUCUUUUAGGUCAAUACGGCUGUUCACUGUGUUGCAUUGCAUCCCAACCAGAUUGAAUUGAUAGUAGCAGAUUCCACUGGAGCUCUUUAUUUGUGGGAUCUGAGGUCUGAUCGAGAUGAUUCCCUCGUUACGGAAGUCGAUUUGAGCGAAUACGUGGUUCAUGUAGAACUGGACCAGACGGGGCGUCAAUGUGCAGCCGUGACUAAUCGGGGACACCUUUUUAUGUGGAAUAUUCAUAGUGGGACUCUGGCGCAGACUCAGAAGUCGUCCGUCGGUAAGUUUCAUCCGUUUUAUUAACUUCUUUCACGAUUAGACAAUUCCGAGAAGCCGAUGAGCUUCAAUGUUCCCGAGUCCCAAGGUUUGAUGGAGAUGGCGCCUCUUGGGCCAGCGCCUCCUCCAUUACCGCUGGAAGAAGUAUAUAAUGCUCCGUUUGGAGUUUCUGCAGCCAGUCCUGAUGCCCUAUACACACUUAUGAGUAAUAUUCGUCCGUCGGCCAAAGUCGCUGCACAUGAGACCUUUACUUUGAAGUGUCAUUUCACACCGGAUGGGCUCAGUGUUGCCACGACAGCUGCGGAUUACACUGCCAAGAUUUGGAGUGCCACUGACUUUAAAUUAAGAAGGGAAUUCAGAAUGCCUACGGAUAAAUGGGUCUGGGAGUGUGCAUUCACGAAUGACAGUAAAUACAUGUUCACGGCAUCUUCCGAUGGUUUCAUGAGGAUGUGGGAUGUAGAAGGAGGCAAAGAAAUGGGCACUUAUCAGGGCCACACGAUGGCUGUUACUGCGAUGGCUUUCAAAGAUGUUAAUUAUUAUUAG